UCCCAUCCCCAAUCCCAUCCCCAAUCCCAUUUCCUUCCCCAUUCCCAUCCCCAAUCCCAUUCCCAUCCCCAGUCCCAUUCCCACCCCCAAUCCCAUCCCCAGUCCCAUUCCCACCCCCAAUCCCAUCCCCAGUCCCAUUCCCGAUCCCAUUCCCAAUCCCAUUUACAUCCCCAAUCCCGUCCCCGAUCCCAUUCCCAAUCCCAUUCCUAUCCCCAAUCCCAAUCCCAUCCCCAUCCCAGCCUCCUCCUACAUCAAGGGUUAA
Cariama cristata (Red-legged seriema) is the source of this 262-nucleotide messenger RNA. RefSeq names its product tetra-peptide repeat homeobox protein 1-like. The transcript has a single exon. The record is from RefSeq and is a predicted model, not a curated record. The annotation marks the transcript as partial. Lineage: Eukaryota; Metazoa; Chordata; Aves; Cariamiformes; Cariamidae.